This is a messenger RNA of Amblyraja radiata (thorny skate), 2784 nucleotides long. RefSeq names its product cactin (gene cactin). The coding region runs from base 31 to 2643 and encodes 870 amino acids. The transcript has 10 exons. Lineage: Eukaryota; Metazoa; Chordata; Chondrichthyes; Rajiformes; Rajidae. Gene Ontology annotation, molecular function: protein binding. Gene Ontology annotation, cellular component: cytoplasm; spliceosomal complex. The record is from RefSeq and is a predicted model, not a curated record. Gene Ontology annotation, biological process: mRNA cis splicing, via spliceosome; negative regulation of innate immune response.
CCCCCGCCCGUCCGCCUAGUGUUGACGGCGAUGAGUUCGCGAGCGGCCGAUGGCGAUGGAGGCGGCGGGAGCAGGAGGAGGCGGAGAAACUCCCGCUCCCGGGACAGGGACAGGGACAGGGAGCGGCGCCGGGAGAAGGAGCGGCGGGGCGACAGCCGAGGCCGGAGGGAGAGGAGCGGUGGCCGGAGCCCAGAGUCCGGCCGGCAUCGGCGUGGGGCCAGGCCCGGGCCCAGCUCCCGGCGCCGCUCCCCCGGCCGUAGAGGCCGAUCCUCCCGCUCCCCGAGUCGCUCCCCCGGCCGCUCCUCUCCUUCCCCUGGCCGCUCGGGUCGCCCCGGCUGCUCCUAUCGUUCCCCAGACCGUCCUGGCCGCCCCACUCGCUCCCCCGACCGUAGCGGCCGCUCUUCUCCCUCCCCGGGUAGACCCAGCCGCUCCAAUCGCUCCCCCGGCCGCUCUUCUCCCUCCCCGGGUAGACCCAGCCGCUCCAAUCGCUCCCCCGGCGCCUCCUCUCCCUCCCCGGGUAGACCCAGCCGCUCCAAUCGCUCCCCCGGCCGCUCUCCUCCCUCCCCGGGUAGACCCGGCCACUCCACUCGCUCUCCCGGCCGCUCCGGUCACUCCCCCGGCCGUUCUGUCCGCUCCCCGGGUCGCUCCUCCCGGUCCCCAGUGCGCACCCCCGGCCACUCUUCUCGUUCCCCGGGUCUCUCCGGUCAAACCCCGGGUCUCUCCGGUCAAACCCCGGGUCUCUCUCGUCACUCCCCGGAUCGUUCCGACCGCUCCCGUUCCUCCUCCACUUCCUCCUCCUCGUCCUCUGGCAGCUCGGAUAGCGCCAGUCGCCUGCUGACCCUCCAGGAGAAGCUGAAGGAUAAGGCGGAGAAGAAGAAACAACGGGAGAUGGCCAAGGUGAUGGAGACCCCCGAGGAAAAGCGUGCCCGCCGCCUGGCCAGGAAGGAGGCCAAAGAGAGGAAGAAGAGGGAGAAGAUGGGUUGGAGCGAGGAGUACAUGGGCUACACCAACGCUGACAAUCCCUUUGGAGACAACAACCUGCUGGGCACCUUCAUUUGGCAAAAGGCUCUGGAAAAAAAAGGCAUUAGUCAUCUUACUGAAAAAGAUCUAAAGGACAGAAACAAGAGAAUUCAAGAGGACAACCGUUUGGAGCUGCAAAAAGUGAAACAACUGCGUCUGGAACGGGAGCGGGAGAAAGGCCUGCGGGAACAAGAGCUAGAGAUGUUACAGCGGGAGAAGGAAGCAGAACACUUCAAGACCUGGGCAGAACAAGAAGAUUAUUUCCAUUUACAGCAAGCCAAGUUGAGAUCAAAGAUCCGUAUUCUGGGAGGCCGCGCCAAGCCGAUAGACCUUCUUGCUAAAUAUAUCAGUGCGGAGGACGAUGAUUUAGCUGUAGAAAUGCAUGAACCGUAUACAUUUCUCAAUGGACUGACUGCUUCAGACUUGGAAGACCUCCUUGAGGAUAUCAGAGUCUACAUGGAGCUGGAGCAGGGCAAGAAUGCUGACUUUUGGAGAGAUAUGACUACUAUUACAGAGGACGAAAUAAGUAACCUAAAAAAGCUGGAAGCCUCAGGAAAAGGACCAGGGGAGAGACGCGAAGGAAUCAACACUUCAGUGUGCACUGAUGUUCAGUCGGUGUUUAAAGGGAAAACGUACAACCAGCUUCAAGCACUGUAUCAAAACAUAGAGUCGAAAAUCAAAACUGGUGGUUCAAAUCUGGACAUUGGCUACUGGGAAUCUCUACUGCAGCAACUCAAGGCAUACAUGGCUAGAGCCAGGUUACGUGAAAGACACCAGGAUGUGUUGAGGCAGAAACUUUACAAGCUGAAGCAGGAGCAGGGAGUGGAAAGCGAGCCCUUGUUUCCCAUUCUAAAGAGCGAACCACAGUCUCCCAAGGACAAGUCAAAAGCUGAAGACAAGGAAGUAACAGGCUCUUCAGAAGCAACCGAGCAAGUGGAGAACGUGGAGGGUGAGGGUGAAGCGGUGCUUACUGAGGAGGAUCUAAUUCAACAGAGUUUGGAUGAUUACGAUGCUGGCAAAUACAGUCCAAAGUUACUCGGUAUGCAUGAGCUGCCUAUGGACACUCACAUGGUGGAUGCUGACGAGGACAUGCAAAAACUAAUGAUGGCAAGGCAGCAGUUGCAAGUGACGGGUGAUGCCAGUGAGAGUGCGGAAGAUGCCUUUGUGCGCAAAGCCAAGGAGGGAAUGGGCACCGACGAAGCUCAGUUCAGCGUGGAGAUGCCCUUGACGGGCAAAGUGUACCUGUGGGCUGACAAGUACCGACCCAGGAAGCCGCGGUUCUUCAAUCGCGUCCACACCGGCUUUGAGUGGAACAAGUACAACCAAACCCAUUACGACUUUGACAACCCUCCUCCGAAGAUUGUCCAGGGUUACAAGUUCAACAUCUUUUACCCUGACCUCAUUGACAAAAGGUCAACCCCCCAAUAUUUCCUUGAGCCGUGUCUGGACAACAAAGACUUUGCCAUUCUUCGAUUCCAUGCUGGCCCCCCAUAUGAAGAUAUUGCUUUUAAAAUUGUUAACCGCGAGUGGGAAUACUCUCACCGACACGGUUUCAGAUGUCAGUUUGCCAAUGGAAUAUUUCAACUUUGGUUCCAUUUUAAACGGUAUCGCUACCGAAGAUAGAAAAGCCCGGAGGUAAAAUUACAUGACUUCAUUUGCCAGCUAUUAAAAUAUGCUACAAUAGAGUUUGAAAAAGAUGUGCUCAUGCAGGACUUGAAAGGAUUUUUUCCAAUGAUCUAAGAUUAAAAUUACCUUCCCCAUACU